AUGCAGAUACAAAUGCAAACUGAUGGUCCUGAAAAGAUAAUAUUAUUAAAAGAACAUGAAGAACACCAUCAAAUGGCGGAAAUGGCAUAUACAACAAAAAAAUUAGAUAAAGCAAGCAUGGAGACAGAACAUAAUAAAUUAGUGCUAUCAUUUGAUCUGCAGCAGUGCUUACCAACUCCAUGUUUACAUAAUUCAAUUGCCUUUUAUAAAUGUCACCUAUGGACUUAUAAUCUUACCAUACACAACAUGAAAACUGACCAAGCCACCUGA
Messenger RNA from Macrosiphum euphorbiae (potato aphid), 270 nucleotides. The record is from the annotation of a GenBank genome assembly. NCBI's taxonomy places the organism in Eukaryota, Metazoa, Arthropoda, Insecta, Hemiptera, Aphididae.